Messenger RNA from Penaeus vannamei (Pacific white shrimp), 534 nucleotides. Lineage: Eukaryota; Metazoa; Arthropoda; Malacostraca; Decapoda; Penaeidae. The record is from RefSeq and is a predicted model, not a curated record.
AUGAGGUAUACCAGUGUAAGGAAGUCAAUGCUUAAGUUUCAAAUGAAGUGGAUAUUUGAUUUAAGAAUAUGUGGAUAUGCCAAUCCACAGCCACAGUCACAGCCACAUAAACGGAGGAGUGAUUUACGGCCACGGCUUCGGAGGCCUCGGACUGGGCGGAAUCGGUGUCGGCGGCCUGGAAUCGGAGGAAUCGGUGUCGGCGGAAUCGGAGUAGGUGGCUACGGCUACGGCUACGGCUACCCAGGUCUGGCGGUCGGACACUCCGUCUGGAAGCGAGACGCGGACCCCGAGCCGGGCUACCACCACGGCCACGUCGCCACGUCCUACGUUGGCCCGAGGCUCCACGGUGGGUAUAGCUACGGAUACCCUCUCUACGGCUACGGAGGCUACGGAGGCUUCGGAGGCUUCGGAGGUUUCGGUGGCCUCGGUGGCUUUGGGUACGGCGGCUACGGCUACGGGAAAUGAUCUGUCGUUCGAAUUUGUCAAAUUUCUUUACGUUUAUCCGCAAUUAUAAUAAAAUAUUUUGGUGCAUCA